AUGUCGGUUGCUUCAGCGGAUUUUGGGUUGGCGAGAGGUGUAUACAAUAGCGAAUAUUACAAAGUUCGUGGCGAGGACUUUUUACCAUUGAGAUGGCUGGCUCCCGAGUGUAUCUCAAAAGGUGUAUUCUCGUCUAAAAGCGAUGUAUGGGCGUUUGGUAUCUUGAUGUACGAAAUCGUAGGGAUGGGACAAAAACCAUAUCAUAACAUGGACAACAACCAGGUUCUUGUCCAUGUGAAAAAUGGUGGGACUCCGGCAAAACCCGCAUAUUGCCCUGACCAGCUGUACAAAAUCAUGCAAUUGUGCUGGGCGUACGAAAAAGAACAACGUCCUACUUUUGCUGAUAUCUUGACAAUGUUCGAGAAGCUUCGUGACAAGAGCGAAUUCCAGGUUAGUUGA
Cylicostephanus goldi is the source of this 399-nucleotide messenger RNA. The record is from the annotation of a GenBank genome assembly. Lineage: Eukaryota; Metazoa; Nematoda; Chromadorea; Rhabditida; Strongylidae.